GGACCGGACGUGAUGACGCAGGUCCUCUGGCCUGUAUACGUGCGCGUUCUCGAGUGCGCUCGGAACAAGUAAAGGACGAUAAGGCUUCAUCUAGUGCUUUGCUCCAUACCGCCUUAGCCUCUGGAAACAGCACCGAUAUUUAUAUUAUUACGUAUUUAAAAACAUUUAAUCAUGAGAAGGAAGCUGUUUGAGGUAAUUCUCGCCGUUUUUAUCGGCUGGUUCCAUGCCGAAGCUCUGAAAGAUCCAGCCAUCACGACCAAUCCAGAGGUGGUGGACAAGAACAUGACCUCUGUAACUCUCAGCUGCAAUCUUAACAACAAUUCUUCUUUCGUCAAAGGCCACUAUUGGACCUUUAAUGGCAAGAUUAUUGACCAGUCCGAAUCAAGUAGUGUUGACCGUUACAUUAAACAUGAAAUUAAAAAGGUUGAUUACCACUCUGCUGGACUAUAUGCAUGUGUCUUCCUAACAGAACCUCAGGAAAAUGCAACCAUUAAAGUUAAAGCUGUCCCACAUGCAGUGGCCUACAAACACUCUGAAAAUGCUAAUGAGAAAGACAAGGCUGUCCUGACAUGUGUGAGCCAUGGAUACCCCGAUCCUACUGACUGGAGUUGGUUCAAGCUCAAAGAUGAUGAUGAUGAAGAUAAGAUGCCCAUUGUCAAUAACACUGGUGAAAACAAGUAUGAGAUAAAGAACACCCCCAACAAGACCAUGCUGUAUGUGAAUGAUCUGGACAUCAACGAGGACAUGGGCAUAUACCAGUGCCAAGGCAUCAAUGAAAUGGGAUCAACCAGCGAUAAGAUUCAGCUGCAUGUGCGUAGCCAGCUGGCUGCCCUUUGGCCAUUCCUCGGCAUUGUCGCUGAGGUCAUUAUCCUCAUCACCAUCAUUUUCAUCUACGAGAAGAGGAGAAAGCCAGACGAGAUCAAUGAUGAUGAUGACUCAGGAUCUGCACCACUGAAGAGCAACGCCGCUACCAACCACAAAGACAAAAAUGUCCGGCAAAGGAACUCCAACUGAGGAAGGAGACAAGGUGUCUUGAUGACUACUGUUGAAGAUAAUGUGGAGCAUGGAGUUACUGAGAAGCCUAUUAUAGUGCACACUGCAAGUUCUUCACCUUCUGCUUGAGUGUAAAUGUCUUGAGAGAUUAAUCGGUCUCCUUUUACUCUUCAUAUCCAUAUUGUGCUAUCAACAGAUUAUUUUAAAUUUGGGGGGAGGGGGAAAUGCAUGAUUGCACUAUUGCUGUAGAAGUGUUUAUUGA
This is a messenger RNA of Carassius carassius (crucian carp), 1255 nucleotides long. Its product is annotated as basigin-like. Gene Ontology annotation, biological process: cell-cell adhesion. NCBI's taxonomy places the organism in Eukaryota, Metazoa, Chordata, Actinopteri, Cypriniformes, Cyprinidae. Gene Ontology annotation, cellular component: cell-cell junction. The transcript has 8 exons. The record is from RefSeq and is a predicted model, not a curated record. Bases 172 to 1014 code for a protein of 280 amino acids. Gene Ontology annotation, molecular function: cell adhesion molecule binding.